Messenger RNA from Nematostella vectensis (starlet sea anemone), 2677 nucleotides. RefSeq names its product bone morphogenetic protein receptor type-1B. Bases 132 to 1697 code for a protein of 521 amino acids. The transcript is spliced from 7 exons. The record is from RefSeq and is a predicted model, not a curated record. Gene Ontology annotation, biological process: nervous system development; cellular response to growth factor stimulus; protein phosphorylation. Gene Ontology annotation, molecular function: activin receptor activity, type I; ATP binding; activin binding. Gene Ontology annotation, cellular component: activin receptor complex; plasma membrane. Lineage: Eukaryota; Metazoa; Cnidaria; Anthozoa; Actiniaria; Edwardsiidae.
AAAAUCACGAAGAUAUUUUUUUUUCAUGCGCAAUGUUUGAGUGACAGGCGAUCGGUAGGGUGCCCUUUACGUCACAAACUGGUCGCUGUUAUUGAAUCUGUAAGAGAAUUAAUGGCCGCCAAGCGAAGGGGAUGGCUUUAGCCACCAAAUCAACCAUUUUCUGGGCUUUUUGCAUAGGAAUAUGUCUUCUAAUAGAAGUUUCUCAAGCAAUAAGAUGCAAAUGUAGUGAACAUAGCUGUCCUGGGGACAGAAUCAAUGAUACUUGUACCACAACAGGAAAGUGCUACAAGAAGAUAGCGGAGGAAGAAGGCUAUGAGCUCAUCACCUAUGGGUGUCUGCCGCCAGAAGAGCAGACAGAUAUGCAGUGCAAUACACCUGCCAGUGCGCAUAGGAAUAAGAUCUCUGUGCUUUGCUGUAACAACAGAGACCUGUGCAACUUUGAGCUUGAUCCAACAUUCCCUCCCCCGACAUCACCAACUAUAGAUGUGCGUGCUAGAGUUGAUGAUGAGAGUUCUGGUUCCAAGAAGUUCUUUAUUCUUUUUGUAACAGCUGGUGUGUGCACAGUGGUUCUUGUGAUUGUCUUGGUCAUACUUUACAUAAGGUUCAGAGAUGUGAGGAGACGACUACCCCUAUCUUAUGAUCUGGAGAGGCGCAUUAACUUUAUAAGCUCUGGGGAAACCCUUAAGGAUUAUUUUGAUCAGAGCUCCGCUAGUGGAUCUGGAUUGCCACUUCUGGUUCAGCGCACUAUAGCCAAGCAAGUGACUUUAGUUCAAAGUGUUGGAAAGGGUCGUUAUGGAGAGGUGUGGAAGGCAAGAUGGCAUGGGGAGGAUGUCGCAGUUAAGAUCUUCCUCUCCCAUUGUGAAAAAUCCUGGAUGCGAGAGACAGAAAUAUAUCAAACAGUUCUUCUUCGACAUGAAAGUAUCUUAGGGUUUAUAGCAUCGGACAUUAUUGGAAGUGGCCAAGUCACUCAAAUGUACUUAAUCAUGGACUACCAUCCCUUGGGAUCUCUUUAUGACUUCUUGCGAGGGCACCAGUUGAACAAAAAGAUCACUGGCAAGCUGGCGUUCUCGGCAGCAGCCGGCAUUGCGCAUCUGCAUGCUGAGAUUCUUGGUACUCAGGGGAAACCCAUGAUUGCACAUAGAGACAUUAAAAGCAAGAAUAUUCUUGUAAAGGAAAAUCUUACGUGCUGUAUAGCUGAUUUUGGACUUGCUGUCAAGUAUAUUCCUGAGACAAAGGGUAUUGAUCUAAAUAAGGACACUAACAGAGUGGGAACAAAGAGAUACAUGAGCCCUGAGGUGCUUAGCCAGACUAUGGACCCUGAGAGUUUUUCAGCCUAUAAGAUGGCAGAUAUGUACUCAUUUGCACUGGUCCUGUGGGAGAUAUCACGGAGGUGUAUAUCUGAUGAAACAGGGCUGUGUGAAGAGUAUGAAGUGCCAUACUUUGAUGCUGUCUCCAAUGACCCUACCUUUGAGGAAAUGAAACGGGUGGUGGUACUCGAGAGGAGGCGGCCUAAUAUCCCUAACCGCUGGUUCAGGGAUGAGAUGCUGCGAACUAUGGGCAAGCUGAUGGCUGAAUGCUGGUCACAGCAGCCAGCUGCGAGGCUGACAGCACUGCGAGUAAAGAAGUCGCUGAGUAAGCUUGUCUCUGCCAUAAAUAGCCACGAAGUUAUCCCUGCAGCUGCAAUGUCCCCUGACUGAAUGGAUGGAGGUUAAAGGGAUGGCUUUCACCACACUGAGCGUCAAGUCCCUAAUGCCAGGGAUGGAAAUGAGGCCUGAGACCUUUCACGACAGUCGCAACCAGAAGACCAAAAUCUGGCUUUAUAUAACAGUCGCAAAGUAUUCAUUCUGGGAAGGCUUCAUGUCUGCCUGAAAUCAGUUAUAUGAUUGCAACUUGUAGCUCUGUAAAAGACUUGUACUUACCAUUUUGGAGUCUGCAUCUUUUCGUUGAUUGUCGCUAUCGCCUCACAUUGACGCAGUAUCAGCUGCCAAGAGACUUGUCAAGUUUCAUGUGUUCGCUCUAUUAUAGGCGUUAAAAACACAAGGAAGGAAGCCUAAAUGUUAGUUUAAAACAAUGUGAUAACUCCCCCAAUUGUCCCUGUAAUUUGAGAUUUACCUUUCGUCCGACAGAUACAUUGUUAUCAUAAGAUGUUCUGUUAAGUCAUGACUUAAAACCUGUAUUAAACGCUUUAGUCAUAUUAUCAAUGUAAUUAUCUGUUCAUCUUGGUUUGAGGGAAUCAAUUGCACCUCCUGUUCUGUUAGGUACACCCCCUACUUUUUGUAAUUGUGAACAGUAAUUUCGAAUGAUCCUGAUGUUUAAAGAUUUCUCUUUUGUUCUCCUUAGUAGCUAUUUCAUAGUCGUGUAAAGUCAAUUAUUAUUUUUCUAUUUGAAAUAUUACCAAAAAUAAACAAUGCUAAAAAGUUAAAAUCAAGAUAGGGUUAAGAAAUGGUAUUAUAACACUUGUAAAUAGUGUACAUUAUACAUUUAUACAUUAUUCUGUGAAGUACUAUUUUGUUCAGAUUAAAGACAAACGCCUAUCGAUUUGUUAUUUUCUACCCAUGUUGAACUUGUAAGCAUGGCUUGAAACCGUUUUUUUAGAAAGAAAAAAAGGAAAGAAAAUAUAACAUACAUUGUACAUUUGCUUACCCUAUGAUGUAUGAAUAAAUUCUUUACAAAAUUU